AUGUUUUUCUUCAGGGAAAACCACGUCCUGUCACGUGCCCGCCACACCUGCGCGGACCUCACACCUGAGCCCGGGCCUCACACCUGUGUCCGGACCUGCGCCCUGAAGCCGGGCGGACAUGCAGCACAGGAGGCGCACCCGGGUCGCGGAGCUGCCACCCCAAAGGGAAGACGUGCGGGCGGCCUUCCAGGAGCCCCAAGCAGGAGGAACAUCAAAAGGAGGCGGUGGCAGCUCCGAGCUCCAAAAGGUUUACCAAAUGAGGUUUGUUUUUUCCUCACCCUCUUUAAAUCCCCACCCCAAGUCACGCUUUGUUGCUUGCUUUCAGUAUUGCCAAAUGAGAGAAGCCUCCAGAAUGCUGCCAAAAGCAAUAAUUUGGAUCUUAGGGAGAAGCAGUUUGAAAAGAAGGUUAACAUGAAUGCUGUGAACAAUAGGAACCGCACAGCCCUGCAUUUUGCAGUGGGGGCAAAUCAUUUAUCUGUGGGGGAAUUCUUGCUUAAUUGCAAGGCCAGGGUGGAUGCUGCUGAUAAGCAUGGCUUGACAGUAAUUCACCUUGCAGCCUGGUCUGGAAGCCUUGAGGUCAUGCUCAUGCUUGUUAGAGCUAGAGCAGACCAGAGAGCCACGAAUCAGGAUGGAAUGAAGGCCCUUCCCUUCGCAGCUCAGAGCAAUAAUGUGCGCAUUGUGGGGCACCUCAUUCAAGAUCUGCACUUGAAGGACCUGAACCAGCCUGAUGAGAAAGGAAGAAAACCAUUUCUUUUGGCAGCUGAGAGGGGAAAUGAUAGAAAAUCAGAUAUCAAUGCCGAAAUAAUAGAAAAACUUGCCUUCUUUAAUCUGCAUACUUCAAAAAAAGAUACCCGAUUUCUGAGUCAGGGCACAUUGGGGAGAACUCGUAACAUCCAGCAAACUGUAAUUGCAGGUUCUGAUAGGCUUCACUUGCACAAAGUAAAGUGUCUGGGGAUGCUGCCGGCCGUUUGGAGGAGGCCCACGAUGGCCACACCGUCUCUGGCGGCCUCCUCCUGUGGAGGAGCUGUUGCCAGAGCAGCUGGAGUGGCCUGUGUGAUAGAGCAAUUGCCUCCAAACAUGUUUGGUAGCAAACUCGUGUCAGAAAACAGACUCAAUCCCAGUGCUUUGCAGAUAGCAACCCAGGAUGGCCACGCAUCCCUUGUCAGCUUUCUGAUCUCUGCACCAGAACGUGAAAGUGAGUCCAUUCCAACAGCUCGGGCUUUGACGCCUAAGGCGUCCGCCCUCCAUGUAGCUGUUAUCAACAACCACAUUACGGUGGUCCACAGCUUAUUACGUGCACAGCAUGACAUUGACGUCCAAGGAAAGACUGCCUUGUUGGUGGCCUCCCAGAGCAACCACAGCCUUGUUGUGGACAUGCUCAUAAAAGCAGAAAGAUACUGUGCCUGGAGAGAGGUAAGGAAGGAGGAUACAUUAAAAAUGCAUUUUUUGUUGUAACAUUUCCUUAGCCACGGAAUCACCACUGUUUUCUUUGGGGGUGGGGAAAUAGCAGGGUUGUGACAGAAGCAAGGGACACAACACUGAAACAUCCCUCUCCUUUCCUGUGUCAGGCAGACAGUACUCACACUCUGAGAACUGCAUGCUAGCAAUGAAUUCUGUCAGGCUGGAAAGAAGACCCAAUGAUAGACCUAGAGGGCUCUCGCCCUGCAGGGAGGCGUUGCAAUGUCUG
Molecule: messenger RNA, 1687 nt
Organism: Pipistrellus kuhlii (Kuhl's pipistrelle)
Lineage: Eukaryota; Metazoa; Chordata; Mammalia; Chiroptera; Vespertilionidae
Gene: ANKDD1B
Product: ankyrin repeat and death domain containing 1B
Exons: 10
Coding region: 1-1455 (484 amino acids)
Molecular function (GO): protein binding
Source: RefSeq, a predicted model, not a curated record